AUGAACAUGGAUCCUGAUUCAGCACCGCCAUUACCACCACCCAAAGACGAGAAUUCCGAACAAGAGCACACCAUUGCUUUUCCCGAAAUCGCCCAUCACGCAGUCUCGAGACCAGAGCACAAAGUCCCACCAACACCACCAUCGAAAACAUCUUCGCCUUCGCCAGGCCCAUCGCCAGCACUCAAGCCUGUGACUUAUUCUGCAUUCCCACAAUCGCGAAAUGGCAGCCCCGCUCCCGGAUCGUCGAGACAUGGGACGCCAACACCCGAGCCAACCGGAGCUGCACAGUUCAUAGCGAAUCUGUCCGAAAAACAACGAGCACACCUGCAGUUCGCAGUGCCCAAAGCAGAAUCAGAUCGCCUUUCGCAUUUCUUGGAAGAACCACCUCGAAAAACUCCAGUACCCGACCGAUUUACUUUCGAAGCUCUCGACUCCGAAGCACGGAGUGGACGAGAGCUUAAUUCAAAAGUCCGCCGAGGCGACACGAAGAAGAGCUUAUACAGUUACAAGAGCACUAAAAGUAAUGGAAAUAGAAGUAAUAGAAGCAGCAAGAGCAGCAGAAGCGCAUCUGGUAGCCGAAAUGGCCGCGACGAGAGCAGGAGCGCGGGAAGAAGAACGCCAGGGACGCCAAGUACCAGCCGAGGCGUGAGCUUCGAAAGCAUCCCGAAGAGCAGACCGCAGUUGAAGAAGGAGGUCCGCCAUUUCAAAGGAGUUGCGCUGGAGGUUGAUUGGCGAUUCUAUGCCACCGGCAUUUGUUUGGCGUUGGUCAACCUCGUGAUGGCGUGGGAUGCAACUGCGAUUUCGAUUGCUUUGCCGACGAUCGCAGUCGCACUCCACGGACCGUCUGUAAACACGUUCUGGUUGGGCAUCUCCUUUCUGGUAGCGGCUACAGCCGUUAUCCCAAUGUUCUCCGCAUUUGCCGAGAUCUUUGGUCGCAAAGCGAUGCUACUGACAGGACUAACACUCUUCAUCAUUGGCUCGCUCGUAACAGCUAUCGCUGGGGAUAUGGGUACAGCAUUGUUUGGACGUACUGUACAGGGUGUUGGUGCAGGUGGUGUAUUCGUACUCUCAGAUCUCAUCAUCACGGACCUUGUGUCGCCUUUGGACAAGCGGCGAUGGUCAGCUGUCCUCGGCUUGGUUUGGGCCGUUGGCGCAUUGACCGGUCCCGCAGUUGGCGAGGCUCUCGCUGAACAAUCGCAAUGGCGUUGGAUUUUCUGGUUAAAUCUCCCGUUCUGCAUUAGCUCGCUAUUGGUUCUCGCGUUCUUUGCAAAGUUGAAGUCUACAAAGUAUGGUUCGAAAGUUUAUGAACUAAAGCAGAUCGAUUGGGUGGGAUUCAUACUCAUGACAGGUUCGCUUGUCGCAAUGCUCUUGGGCAUCAGCUGGGGAGGCACUACGUACGCGUGGUCCAGCCCGCGAACGCUCAUACCUAUCCAAUUCGGCCUAAUUGGAAUCGUCUUGUAUUGCGUCUGGUCCUGGUUCGCACCCUUCCAGUCCAUGAUCUCUAUUGAUGGCUUCAUGAACUGCACGAGCAUCGGGAUGUAUAUCGGCACGACGGUACAAGGUUGCAUCAUCGGCGCCUAUGUUUUCUUCAUGCCUCUGUACUUCGGCGUCGCCGAAGCCGGCAUGAAAGAUGUACCUGCCGGAGUACGCUGGUUUCCCUGGACCAUUCCGCUGGCCAUCAUCAUCCUCGUGACGUUCGUCGUAAUCAGCAAAUGGAACGCCUGGAUCUACGCUAUUUGGCUGGGCUGGCUCCUCGUCUUGUUCGGCGUCGCGAUGACCACAUUCUACACGCGUACCUCAGCAGAUGGGAAAUGGAUAUCCAUUGCUAUCGUCUCUGGCACCGGGAUUGGCAUCUUGUUCCCGAGUUUGCACACUGCGUCCGAGCUUAUCGCCAGUCGCGAGAGAGACGACGAGCGACAACGGCGGGCAGUUACGAAUUCUUCCUACUUCCAUUAUCUUGGCAAAGCCUUUGGUGUCGGGCUGGCUACUUGUGUAUUCCAGAAUAGGCUGCUGCACCAGUUGGACGCCAGCGAGAUAUAUCACAACUUCGCAAAGGAGUACGUGGUUGAAUCCGUCUCCCUCCUCGUCCGCAUCCGAGCCACGCCUGGCGGACCGGGCUCGGCCAAAAUCCAGAUCGCGGACAUGUAUGUACAGUCAUUGAAGAGCGUGUGGAUUUUGAUGGCAGUCCUAGCAGGUGUCGCACUGUUAGCCAGUUGCUUCAUGAUGCCUAAGAUCCCGAAGGAGGAGAAGGAAGCCGAGAUGAAGAAUCUAGACGGAAGCUACGUGGUGUAAUUGAAUGACUUAAUUACCGCGUAAUUCGGAGGCUUGAAUGUUGCUGGAGUUUUGUUUUGGUUUGGCGGUCGUGUUCGGAAGCAUUUACAGGCGCGUCGGAUAUACCCUUCCUUUAUUAUACCGUUCUCUGAAG
Paraphaeosphaeria sporulosa is the source of this 2425-nucleotide messenger RNA. RefSeq lists its product as uncharacterized. The coding region runs from base 1 to 2292 and encodes 763 amino acids. Lineage: Eukaryota; Fungi; Ascomycota; Dothideomycetes; Pleosporales; Didymosphaeriaceae. The transcript is spliced from 5 exons. Gene Ontology annotation, molecular function: transmembrane transporter activity. Gene Ontology annotation, biological process: transmembrane transport. The record is from RefSeq and is a predicted model, not a curated record.